GACUGACUUGGCCUCACUGGAGACAGUGUUUAUAGUUUCAGACUGGACACAAAGGCUGAUAACUCCUUAAUUAAUACGCUUCUGUAUGAUACUAUCUUUAUCGGUUUUAACUUGCUUCUUUACCUCAUUGUCAGAAGGUGCUAGAUUAAAUUCUAGUUUUGCAUAACUUCGUACUAUACGUAUUAUUUUACGUAUAAAAACAAAGUUGUAUCAGUAUUGGGAAUGCCUUAUUUACCAUGUACAGAAUCUAAGUAUUCAGGAAUGUAUUUUUUUUGUCUCACAGCUUGUUCGUAAUGAUUAAUCAUGUGACGUUUAAGUAUCUUAAAGUUUUGUUUUUUUUAAACAUUUAUGUAAAACGCUUUUAAGAGAUUUAAUAAUUACUUGUUGUGUGAUUCUAGUCAGAGCUCGAAUUGAAGAGAAACUCAGGAGAACGUCGUUCCGAUUGUUAAAAUAAAUAUAAAUUUCGUCUUUAUCGUUAAUAAAUUAUGCGCAUAGGGGAACGUUUCGUGAGUAAGAAAUACCCCACUGACUGACUUCGCCUUAAUGGAAACACGAGUGUACAGUUGCAGUUGUGCUGACCUCCAUUUGUCAGAUAUUAUGUCCAUCUCUCCAUCAACUGUUGGAGAAUGCUACACGUAAACAUGGAUCAUUCACAAACUGAAAGUGAUGCGACACCUAGCGGAAAGAGAAAUCCUUUUGAUUUCUUUUCUAACAUUUUUAGGAGAAAAAACAAGGGUUCAGAAACAGAUGGUACGGACAGAAGUGAAGAGUCCUUAGUAGGGAGCGAAAGUCGGCUUACUCCUGAAAACAAGACUUUUCUCUCUGAAAAUAGGGUUCACCAAAUAAAUUCACUCAUCGCAUCACCACAGACCGGGAGUGACGUUAACUCAUGUGAUGGCAUGUUCUCUCGUUCACCCGUGUCUCCGAGGAAGGGAAAGACCAUCCAUCAGGACAUGGAAGCUCUUCGUCUAUCUCGAGGAGACAACCCUUACAUCCAACAAAAACUGGAGAAGAUCAGUUGCUAUGAAGAAGGGUUUUCAUCACCUUCCAAGUCAGAUCAAGAGAAAUUAGUUGAAAACGAUGAAUCUCCUGGUGAUGAGGAGAUCGAUGAAAACUUGCAUGCUCACCUGAUCCGUAGUCCACCUCCUCAUUUUCCCCGAACAAUUGCGGAAUUUGUAUUUCCUGACAAGAGCGAUUCCCCACGGCACAGACCAAAGGACACUCAAUCGGGGGUCUACCCCACUGAAACUACAUUCACAGCGUCUCCUGGAGGCAGAAGUCAGUACACUUCUCCACAGACAGGACCUCGGAGUUUGUUGACAUCGCUCCCAUCUGUGGAAGCAUUACAAAAUAGAGACACAAAGAAAACCAGAGAUUUAAACCCUUUGCUUUGUAAACCGGGUAUGGAUGUAAUAGAUCCUGGAAUUAAAGAGAUACUUCAGUCACAGAAGAAGAAGUUUUUCUCUAGUCAGAAGAGAGAUCUAAACCAUCGAGACAGAGGACCAGAGGUUAUACUCACUCCUCAAAGGACGAUGGCUUGUGUUUCCAGUCGACCUAAAUGGUCCCCUGCAGUCAUCCCCUGCCCAAUGUCUUACCUUCCUUCCCCAGCAUUGACGGUCACUAGUUCUGUUUCCAUGCCUGGACUGAAUGGUCUAAGUGUCGGUGAAGAGUGUGAGCUACCUAGAAGUUUGGCUCCGUUGAAAGGAGUUAAAAUAAAAACAGGUAACUUACUCGCGUCUUCGUCCGUGCAAGAUCUCGGAGCACCAUCUACAAGUUACGGUUCUAAGCGGGAAGCUAAAGCAACUUCACGGUCGCUCGUGUCUGGAACAAAGUUUGGAAGUAAAGAAUCUUUACUGAAGACGAGUAGGUCCUCAUCACUGGAUUCUGGUUGAAUUUCAUUUAUUACAAGGAUAUGGAUGAUAUAAGUCUUUGUAAAUUGCUUCUAAAUAUAAAACUUGAUGUAAAAUAUAUCUUAAAAUAUUAAUUGUUGUAUUUUAUUAAACGGAAGUUUCAA
This is a messenger RNA of Limulus polyphemus (Atlantic horseshoe crab), 2014 nucleotides long. RefSeq lists its product as uncharacterized. Bases 627 to 1892 code for a protein of 421 amino acids. The transcript has 6 exons. The record is from RefSeq and is a predicted model, not a curated record. NCBI's taxonomy places the organism in Eukaryota, Metazoa, Arthropoda, Merostomata, Xiphosura, Limulidae.